GGCGAUUUCACGUGACCGGCAUAACAACAAAUCCCUGGCUAGUAUCCCAGAGCACAAGUUAAAGCUAGUAACGCACUUCCCCUAAAAUAAAAUUGAUGUUCUCAGCUCUUAGAUGGAAAAGCAGUCUUGCAGUCAGGUUGUCGUGUCAGUCAUGGCUCCUGCAGUUGAUAAAAAGCUAACAGGACUGGUUGCAGCUACAUUUACUCCAUUCACUCCACAAGGUGAAGUCAACCUAUCAGAGAUUGGACCUUAUAUUGACUACUUGACAGAGAAGCAAGGUGUAAAUAGCAUAUUCGUGAAUGGCACCACCGGAGAGAGCAUGUCUCUCAGUGUUACAGAGAGGAAGAUCCUGGCAGAGGAGUGGUGUCAGAGAGCCAAGGGAAAAAUGGACCAGGUGAUUGUGCAUGUCGGCUGCAUGAGUCUGAAAGAUUCCCAAGAACUGGCUCGCCAUGCAGCACAGAUUGGGGCUGAUGGGAUAGCAGUCAUUGCCCCUUCUUUCUUCAAGCCCAGCACUGCAGACGCAUUGAGGACGUUCCUCCAUCAAGUGACUUCAGUUGCUCCAACUCUGCCCUUCUAUUACUAUCAUAUUCCAGAUGUCACCGGUGUUAAAGUGCUGGUGAGGGAUGUGUUGGAAGGUAUUGAGGAGCUCAUUCCCUCCUUCAGAGGGGUGAAGUUCAGUGGCAGUGACCUGAUGGACUUUGGCCAGUGUGUCAGCUACAGUCAGCCUCACUGGUCAGUCCUCUACGGUGUGGACGAGCAACUAAUAGCAGCUCUGGCUAUGGGAGCCCACGGAGCGGUUGGCAGCACAUAUAACUAUGUGGGAUGUCAUGUCAACGAGCUCAUAUCAGCAUUUGAGAAAGGCGACCUUGUCCAAGCCAGAGCAAUACAGUUCAAGUUGCAAGAGCUUCUCAGUUAUGCCAAGAAGCUCGGUUUUGAUCUGGGAAUGAACAAACAGCUGAUGAAUGAGGUGUCAGGCUUGUGUCUGGGGCCCCCUCGACUCCCUGUGAUGCCGUGUCCUCAGGCUCAUGCUCUGUCCAUCACACAGAAGUAUCACAGCAUUUUUCCUGAACACUGAUUGGUUCAUACUUGAUUGUUUAACGCUGAAAAUCCCCUGAUCACCUUAUCAUUUAGACCUAAUCCCCUAAUUGCUAAUUCCAGUUACUGUAUCUUGCUGUACUACUGAAGCAGCAAUUCUGAAUCAGACGUUCACACUUUGCAACAAACCUUACUGUUAAAUAGAAUAGGAUGAAGAAAAAAUUUCAUUUAUAUCUGUAAACAGGGAUUUAAGAUUUUUAGUUUUUAAAUGAACUUGAACUUUCUAGUACACUCUUCUGUUACAAUUAAAAAACAUUCAUGUGACAUAGAGUUUCACAAGGAAAUGUUCUUUUGGUUGAAAAUACUAGAAUUUUUUUUUUUUUGGGCAUUCAUUUUACAUACAAUUCAAGGGUUAAUCUUUCCAUUGCAGGGGAAAAUUCUAUCAUGUUAACUAAUACUUUAAUUUCAGCAGUCAUCAUUUCAUAAAUCUCCCUCCAACACCAAUGUGGCCCUUUUGCUACAUUUGGAGAACUGUCACAAAUCAGCAGUAUUAUUAUCCUGUACUGUGUAAGCUUGCUGAAUUCCAUUUUGGGAAUUUGAGCACUCAAAGCCUUAUUUUGUAAGUUGCACAGCAUGUUAUUCAUAGAAGUUAAAAAUGAUCACAGUGAAUUAGUUUAUAAAUGGAGAGGAAAUAGCUUCACUGCUGCAUUGUUUCUGUGGUUUGGAUUUGUAGAGUGAUUUGCCUCCAUGGAUAAUUUCCACCAGAAAAAAUAAAAGUUUCACAUUAUUGUUAAAUGGUUUUUCUGCUCUAAAAAUCAUGGUUGUGGAAAAACCCUGGCCUUGAGCUGAACCUACCAAAGGUAAAAUAAUGGAGACAGAAGUAUCAGUACACUGUUUCAUGAAUCAAUUGUCUGACACUCCAAAAGAGGCUAAUUAAACAUACAAGUGGUUACAGAGGAGCAUAAAACACUUGUAAAUGAGAUUCCGCCUUUCUUUGUUUGUUGUUAUUAAAUGUUUACUCUAUUAAUGGCAUUAAAAGGGAAGUAUUUUUGAA
Molecule: messenger RNA, 2089 nt
Organism: Toxotes jaculatrix (banded archerfish)
Lineage: Eukaryota; Metazoa; Chordata; Actinopteri; Toxotidae
Gene: npl
Product: N-acetylneuraminate pyruvate lyase (dihydrodipicolinate synthase)
Exons: 12
Coding region: 113-1075 (320 amino acids)
Biological process (GO): N-acetylneuraminate catabolic process
Molecular function (GO): 4-hydroxy-tetrahydrodipicolinate synthase activity; N-acetylneuraminate lyase activity
Source: RefSeq, a predicted model, not a curated record